ACUAGGAACGCCUUCUCUCAGACUCGCCCUCUGGGCUUAUGAAAUCACUGUGACAGCAACAGAGUUCAACCAGAGAAGCAGGCUGAGAAGCUAGAGCAUGUAUACAGGUAGUGUCCAAAAAACCACUGACCAGAACAAUUGUUUCCUGAGUCCCAUCCUAUGAACGAGCCAUGUUGGCCUACCCUGUAACAUCCACUGGCCCGUGUCCCAGAAUUCUCUGGAUCCUCCUUCUCCUGGCUGCCUCCCUGAAUGCCCAUUCACAAGUCUGGGACGACCCCAAAUGCACUGAAGCUGAAGUGUCUGCACCCAGAGGCAGCCGCGUGGUGAUGGCCUGUAACAUCUCCAACACCUUCAGUGAUGUCACCAUUGAGCUGACUGCCAAUGGGAAGACCAGUACCAUCUUUAACACAAGGCCUCCGGGAAACCACUUUAAUGAUUCCUGGCAGCUUCGCAUUCAAGGACGCCAGGCUCACCUGGUGAUUGCAGAGGUCCAGGACAUCCACGCAGGGCAGUACUUGUGGAGGCUGCAUGGAGGCCAGAGACCACCCGACCAGUUCAUCUUCCUGAAUGUUACUGACCUAGACACUGCCGACCAGGAGCCAGGAAGCUUGCAGGUCAUUGCUGAGCCUCCACCUGAAGUGCGCACAGAUAUCCUCAUCACUGCCAUCGUCAUCAUCAUCAUCAUUAUCAUAGGAAUCAGUGCAUUUGCCUGGUACAAGCACUCCCAUUCCCCAAAGCGACACAGAUAUGAAGACCCAAAGUCUGGUCAGAGUCAUGAUCUCCUCAUAGUCCCUACCUGACACUGCCCUAAGAUCUCCCAAGGCGUGCCCCAAAAGGUACUCAAGGGGCCUUAUUAGUUCCAGACAGCAGAGUACAGAGAACUUCUUAUGACUACAGUUGACUUGAGACAGGCUCACAAGAAUCCUUGGUCCUCAAGCCCUCACUUUGACCCUGAGAACAGAUCUUUCAGGGUCCUCCCAGGACUCCAGAGGAAACUGCAUUGCAGACAGAGUUGUGAUCUUUUUUUUUUUUAAUUCGGGAUGCCCUGGAAGUUGAAUGGACCCCUCCUGUACUCAAAAUAUAACUCUGUUGGAAUCUUGGAGACAUCAAAGCAUUUCAGAGCA
Molecule: messenger RNA, 1124 nt
Organism: Mesocricetus auratus (golden hamster)
Lineage: Eukaryota; Metazoa; Chordata; Mammalia; Rodentia; Cricetidae
Product: secreted and transmembrane protein 1b
Exons: 4
Coding region: 171-800 (209 amino acids)
Biological process (GO): immune response
Molecular function (GO): cytokine activity
Source: RefSeq, a predicted model, not a curated record